Molecule: messenger RNA, 1467 nt
Organism: Cajanus cajan (pigeon pea)
Lineage: Eukaryota; Viridiplantae; Streptophyta; Magnoliopsida; Fabales; Fabaceae
Gene: TIM50
Product: Haloacid dehalogenase-like hydrolase (HAD) superfamily protein
Source: RefSeq, a predicted model, not a curated record
UGGAAUAAGAAAUAAUGGAAUAACUGUUAGCCAAACAGGGCAUAGCCGAAACUGCUCGGCGCUUCCGCAAAGCGUGAGAGCAAAACCCUACUUGAACCCUUUCUCUCUCAUUCACUGCACGCAACUAUGUCGUUGGGAAUUCUUCGAUCGCGAGCGGUUUCUUUCGCAUCGAAGCGAUUCCUCUGCACCAAUGCGGCUUCCGCUCCUCUUCCCCCUCCUCCCUCCGCCACCUCUCCCAGCCGCUGGAACUUCCUUAAAUACGCCGUCGCCGCCGCCCUCACCGGAGGCACUGGCCUCGCCGGUUACGCAUCUUACGCUUACAGCUUGGAAGAAAUAGAUGAGAAAACGAGGUCGUUCCGUGAAUCGGCCAAGUACACCGCUGGUGAUGGAGCCACUGCUCUCGAUAAAUUUCAAGGUUUGCUAUACUCGACUGCAAUGACAGUGCCUGCUAAAGCAGUAGAGCUUUAUUUGGAUGCAAGAAGGCUAAUUGAAGAACAAGUUAGGAGUUAUACUGAACCAUACACAGACAAGCUCCUUCCUGAUUUGCUACCACAGGAGCAACAUGUGUUUACACUUGUUCUUGAUCUCAAUGAGACAUUGAUUCACUAUAUUUGGACGCGAGAUACAGGUUGGCAGACUUUUAAAAGACCUGGAGUUGAUGCCUUCUUGGAACAUUUAGCUCAAUUCUAUGAAAUAGUGGUGUACACAGAUGAACAAAAUAUGUUUGUAGACCCUGUUAUAGAAAGACUGGAUACCAAGCAUUGCAUUAGAUAUAGGCUAUCAAGGCCAGCUACUAAGUAUCAGGAUGGGAAACACUUCAGAGACCUUUCAAAACUAAACAGAAACCCAGCAAAAGUUCUUUAUUUAAGUGGCCAUGCCUUUGAAAGUUGCCUGCAACCUGAGAACUGUGUCCCUAUUAAGGCAUGGCAGCAGCAAGAUAUAGAUGACACGGCUCUUCUGGAUUUUAUACCAUUUCUUGAGUUUGUUGCCCGUAGUAGUCCACCUGAUAUAAGACCAGUGCUAGCCUCUUACCAAGGAUGUGAUAUUCCAAGUGAAUUCAUCAAGCGUUCCAAAGAUUAUCAGAGGAGAAUGCAAGAACAAAAGCAUCGUGGUCGAUUCUGGAAAUGAGAUUUGUCAGUUUGAUUGGUCAGUUCAUCAAAGAUUUUGAAGUCACUGCAAGUUGAUAAGUAAUUACAUGAAAUAGAAAAAACUAGAUUUUGUUUACGCAAGUGUUGCAACCCAUGUCUUGAACCAUUACUUUUUUUUGCCUAUUGUAAUUCUGUUGCUGGAAAGCACUUAUUAAUUUCGGGGGGUGGAGUUCUUUUUCACCUGAUAAAUGAGUCCUUAAUGCCAGAUGUUUCUUGCAAGGUGAUUUAACCAUGGCUUGGAUAAUUUUGACUAUAUCAGUUUCUGCACAGAUUUACAACUGACAUAAUAAAAGAUUCUACUUUAUCGUGUUAUAGUUCA